Quercus robur (English oak) is the source of this 1519-nucleotide messenger RNA. RefSeq names its product bZIP transcription factor 44-like. Lineage: Eukaryota; Viridiplantae; Streptophyta; Magnoliopsida; Fagales; Fagaceae. The record is from RefSeq and is a predicted model, not a curated record. The transcript has a single exon. Gene Ontology annotation, cellular component: nucleus. The coding region runs from base 724 to 1209 and encodes 161 amino acids. Gene Ontology annotation, molecular function: DNA-binding transcription factor activity; transcription cis-regulatory region binding. Gene Ontology annotation, biological process: positive regulation of DNA-templated transcription.
UUGUUCUAUAAAUUCCACCCCCAAUACUCUUACAGACCUCUUCCUCUUUGCUUUCUUCUCCUUGUCUUUCUUUAGCAUCGCUCUUGCGCAUAUCCUGGUCUAUUUCUCAAAUCUCUGAAGAAGCUCUGUCUAUCUUCCACUUUUUGAGAUUGUGAUUUUCUUAGUCCAAGAUCAAGUACUUAUUCUCAAGUUGGUUUUUUUUUGGGUUCAAAAUCCACAACUCAUCUUUGAUCAAAAACCUGUUGAUUUCUUUUACUGAUCCUUUUGUUCCUCAAAAAUCUCAGAAAAAAUUUCAACUUUUUCAUGCUGGGUAGGAGUUUUUGAGUCUAUUGCAAAAACCCAAGUUCCAAUUUUUAUCAAAUAUUAUUGGUUCUUAAACAAGAUUAUCUUCAUGCUCAACUUGUUGUUCUUGAUGUUUGAGAUUCAUGUCUCCAAUUCUCAGUGAGAUUCUCCUUUCUGGGUGUAUGAUAAAUUCCACAUUCAGGCGCAGGACACACUUAGUUCAAUCCUUCUCAGUCGUGUUCCUUUACUGGUUGUACUACGUUUCAUGAUCUUUGCCAAUCUCUGAUAAAUUAGGGUAUAUUAUUAUUAUUAUUAUUAUAUUAGCUAUAUUACUAUUAUCUGCUAUCUUAGUGUAAUUUAGUAUCUGGGUCCUGGUAAGUAAUCUCUCUCUUAGACUACUCUUAUUGUGAAAAAAGCUACAAACUUUGCUGUGGUUUCAACAUGGCUUCCUCCAGUGGAACAUCUUCAGGGUCAUCUCAGCUUCAAAACUCAGGUUCUGAGGAAGACUUGCAAGCUUUGAUGGAUCAGAGGAAGAGGAAGAGAAUGAUAUCAAAUAGAGAAUCAGCAAGGCGAUCUCGAAUGAGGAAGCAAAAGCAUUUGGAUGAUCUGGUGGCUCAGGUGGCUCAGCUCAGGAAAGAGAACCAGCAGAUCAUUCAAAGUGUGACUAACACCACGCAGCAUUACAUGAAUAUUGAGACUGAAAACUCAAUACUGAGAGCUCAAGCCAGUGAGCUUAGCCACAGACUACAGGCUCUGAAUGAUAUUAUCAAUUUCCUGAAUGCAAACACUGGUGUUUUUGGAGCUGCUGGUGUUGGGGACUCGAGCACCUUCAGUACUGAGCCUAUUGAUAGCUUUAUGAACCCAAUGAGUUUGUCAUACUUGAACCAGCCUAUUAUGGCUACUUCAGACAUUUUCAAUCCGUACUAGUCUCAAUGGGCUUCUUGGUUGUAAAAUAGAGCAAAAGAGAGGGAUUUUAUGUUAGUUUUAUUUAGUGCUUAAGCCUAUUUGGUAAGAAAUAUCACUAUGUGGGGGUGUGGUUAAGGAAUAAACACUAGAUUAAUGUGUUAGUGCAGCUUGAAGCUAUUAUGGCCUUUUAGUACUUGGUCUGUAAAUGGUGGCUGUUAUUGUUGUGUUAUUGUACUUGGGUUGUUCUUUUCUCUUUUUUUAAGUUGAGAUUGUAGUAGUUGGUUGCUGUAAGCUUUAUUUUAUAAUAAUAGUGUGCAAGUUUUUGUCAUAA